AUGUCCGCGAAUACGUAUUAUAUAUUGGUGACGCCUGUUGAAAUUGGCCCUGACGGGGGCCAUUUAUCAAAGAGCCGGCGCAAGAGAUCAGCGCCUUCCGGGUCCCUGCACUACAAACUCUCUCUCCCGGGGCAAGAAUUGAUCCUGGAUUUGAGCCGUUCCAGUCUGCUGGCGAGAGGUUUCACGGUGUACACCCUGGGUCUGGAUGGGGUCACAGAGAGACCCGUGUCCGCCUCCCAAGCCAACUGCUUCUACCAGGGCUCCGUCAGAGACCAGAGAACUUCUUCGGUGGCAGUGUCCACGUGUGAGGGCUUGUCAGGUUUAAUACGGAGCCAAGAAAAUGAAUACCUUAUAACUCCAUUACCUCAUCACCUGGCACCGAGACACAACUACACCUCAGCUCCUGGGCACCGACCUCAUGCCCUCUACAAGCGAUCACUGGAUCAGAGACUACAGCAGCACCUGGUGGGUAGAAAACCUGAUCACCAGCAUCACAAUCUCCAUUCUCCCAGUAACCAACAGCACAAGUACCAGCGGCACCAGGGAGAGCAAAAGCAGCACUACUGUGGGCGGCGAAAGAAAUACAUGCCUCGUCCUCCAGCAGAGGGUACCCACAUCCUGCCCGACGAAUACAGUCCCAGGGGCAGGUUAAAGCGUACCGCCCUGAAUUUGCGAAAGAACCAGGGGCUGACUGUUGAGACUCUGGUGGUGGCGGACAAAAAGAUGCUGGAGAAACACGGCCAAGAGAAUAUCACUACCUACAUCCUGACUGUCAUGAACAUGGUGUCCAGUCUUUUCAAAGAUGGGACGAUCGGAAGUGACAUAAGGAUUAUGGUUGUGAGCCUGUUGCUCUUGGAACAGGAUCCACCUGGGUUAGUGAUCAGCCAUCACGCAGACCAAUCGCUGAACAGCUUCUGCCAGUGGCAGUCGAGGUUGAUGGGGAAGGACGGCAAACGGCACGACCACGCCGUGCUGCUCACCGGCUUGGACAUCUGCUCCUGGAAGAACGAGCCCUGUGACACCUUGGGCUUUGCUCCUAUCAGUGGGAUGUGUAGCAAGUAUCGCAGCUGCACCAUCAACGAGGACACAGGAUUGGGCCUAGCUUUUACCAUUGCUCAUGAAUCUGGGCACAACUUCGGCAUGAUUCACGAUGGGGAAGGGAAUCCAUGUCGGAAAACCGAAGGGAAUAUCAUGUCACCGACCCUGGCCGGAAACAAUGGGAUCUUCUCGUGGUCUGUGUGCAGUAGGCAGUAUCUCAACAGAUUCCUCAGUACAGCUCAGGCUUCUUGCCUGGUCGAUGAACCAAAGCAACAACACGAGUACCAGUACCCAACCCUGUUGCCAGGGCAGCUGUACGAUGCCGACACGCAGUGCAAGUGGCAGUUUGGAUCAAAGGCCAAGUUGUGCUCCCUCGACUUUGUGAAGGAUAUUUGCAAAGCACUUUGGUGUCACAGGAGUGGCCACAGAUGUGAGACAAAGUUCAUGCCAGCUGCAGAGGGUACAAUGUGUGGACCUAACAAGUGGUGUCGGCGAGGUCAAUGCCUGAAAUUUGGCGACAACGGGCCCAAGCCCAUUAAUGGUCAGUGGUCCAGCUGGUCGGAGUGGUCAGAGUGCUCCCGGACCUGUGGCGGUGGAGUAUCCUACAGGGAGAGACAUUGCAACAAUCCAAAGCCUCAGUACGGUGGCAAGUUCUGCCUUGGCUCCACCAGGACCUACCAGAUGUGCAACAUCCAAGCUUGCCAAGGCAACAACGUUGUGUUUCGAGCUCAGCAAUGCGCCGAGUACAACAGCAAGCCCUUCAGGGGCUGGUACUACAAGUGGAAGCCUACAAAGGUCGAUGAUGAAGAUGUUUGCAAGUUGUACUGCAUUGCCGAAGAUUUUGACUUCUUCUUUGCUAUGUCCAACAAAGUGAAGGACGGGACCCGUUGUGUCGAGAACAGAUUUGAUGUCUGCAUUGAUGGCAUUUGUGAGGCAGUGGGAUGUGACCGUGUUCUGGGGUCAAAGGCUGCCAUGGAUGCUUGUGGAGUGUGCAAUGGAGAUAAUUCAACUUGCAAAUUCUUUCAAGGACAGUAUCUUCAGCAGCACCGGGCAAACGAGUACUAUGCUGCUGUCACUGUCCCAGCCGGGGCACGCAACAUUCACGUGCGUGAGCUGGAGAUCUCCACCAGUUACCUGGCCGUGCGCGAUCUGACGGGUAAAUACCACCUGACCGGAGAUUGGACCGUUGACUGGCCAGGGAAGUUCGUCUUCGGCGGAGCUGAGUUUGACUACCAACGUUCGUUUAACAAACCAGAGAGCUUGUACUCGGCCGGACCGACUAAUGAGUCACUCGCCUUUGAAAUCCUGUUACAAGGCAAGAAUCCAGGUAUUGCCUGGGAGUACACGUUACCAAAGGCUGCUAAUGAAAGCAAGGCUACUGUGCCGAGACACAACUACACCUGGGUGGUCGUGAGAUCAGGUUGCUCCGCAUCAUGUGCUGGAGGAAAAAUGAUGACCACCGCCUAUUGUCUGCAGGACCACCUCAUUCAAGUCAACACCACCUUGUGCCUUGCACAUACAAGACCUGCAACAGGAACGACUACCUGCAACACUCAGCCAUGCCCUGCAAGCUGGUCCACGGGCAAGUGGGCUGAGUGCAGCAGGUCCUGUGGAGGAGGGGAGCAGACCCGCCAGAUUCAGUGUUUCCGCAAGGUGGCCUUCCAACGCGACCAGGCUGUGCCGCACUCCAUGUGCCCCAUGAUGACACCCUCCCAAGUACAGCCCUGCAACAUCCAUGACUGCCCUCCAGAGUGGAGCACUGGAGCGUGGACCCAGUGUUCCAAAACCUGCGGCCGGGGCAUGCGAAAGCGCAACGUCUACUGUAGAAGCACAAACCCUACGUCCAAGCCGCACACCAUACUGGACAGCCUGUGUAACCAGGAAACAAAGCCAAAGAACCAGGAGAUCUGUGUGCUGCGGAGGUGCCCAAAGAACGACCGAUUGAGGUGGAUCACAUCAGCCUGGAUGGAGUGCUCGGUGUCCUGUGGUCCCGGCUUACAAAAACGGGAGCUGAAGUGCAGCGAGAAAAGUCUGUCGGGGAAGUACGUGCCCUUCCCUCAGAGGAGAUGUCGACACCUGCCCAAAGCGAAAGUCGAUCUUGAGCGAGCUUGUAAUCUGGGCGCCUGCCCCAACCCCUCCAUGAACCAAAUCCUCAACAAUGCCGCACCAGCGUGGUACGCAUCACCAUGGCAACAGUGUACAGUAACGUGCGGGGGAGGAGUCCAAAUCCGUACCAUGCAUUGCCUGCGACAGGGGAGGCCCUCAGUGGGAUGCCUCGUACACCAGAAACCAGCGGUGUCGAGAGCUUGUAAUACGAUCUUCUGUCCGUCACCCAGGAAAGAUCUCAACUGUGUUGACUACUUUAGUUGGUGUCACCUGGUCCCACAACAUGGUGUCUGCGGCCAUAAGUUCUACGGCAAGCAAUGCUGCAAUUCCUGCAGCAAAACCAACCGGUAGCGAUCAGCGUUUUAGCCGCCGUGCUCAUCUUGACCUUCUCUCUUAACCCCCUUUCCCCAGAGCUCUCCCCAAAUAGGUUAUUUAUUGGCCGCUGUCAAGAAAGAUUGACCGCGUCCAACAAAGGGGCGGACUCCUAACUCAGCGCCCCCUGUAGUCCUUCAUCAAGGUGGUUUAGGGGCUGAUUUGGACAAGGGUCAGUGGGUCUUUUUUCACCCCCUACAAUGAUUGAUGGACCUUUGGCAUCCAGCAGAACUUGAAGGACUAAUGACGAAGACGAGAUGAUCAGUUGGUGCUACACAAACUUUGAAACUUUAAAGUAUUUGCCAGCCAGUCCAGCUCUUGUUGAUGGAAUUUUAUCCAUCUGGACAAAUGGAACACUCAUCAGCAUGGAGAAUUAGACGAUUACCUAGGUAUAUAAAAUAUAUAUAUAUAUAAAAUGUGCAUUUUUUGUAAGAGGUAUUAACAGUUUGUGUGGUCUGCAAUUGAUUGUUUUCAUAUGUGUGCACGUGUGUGUUGUUUGUGUGUGUGCAUGAGUGUGUGAGAAUACUAUAUAUGAAAAGAGCCUGUGGACUGCAAUUGCUUUACAAGAGAGCAAGGGCAAUGCACUUACCGAAGGAAGGAGAAUGACUGCCUUCAUUAGAAUGUCAAGCACGGCAUUAAGACUUUGUGGUGCUAACUUCCAGCCAGACAGGCUGUCACAAACUGAGCUACAGACUUCAACUUUAACGUAGGAACAAUCUAAGCUUCAUCCACCAAAUAGUCUGUUCAUUUAUAUAUAUAUAUGUAUGUUGAUGAGAGAAAGGCAUGUAUUUUAAGGGAAAUAACUGUCAGAGGGAUCCAGCGAUCCUGGGAGAAGAGAAGAAAUUAAACUGUCCUGUGUGUUUGCUAAUUCAUGGAUUGUCCCGUGAUAGCUGGUGAGCAUUUGAGACUGGCAACUGCAACAUCAUGAGGUGGGGAAUCACACAGUGCGGAAGGAGGCCAUUCAACUGUGAUGGAUCUCUGAAAGGACUUAUUUCAGACCUGGCUGGUGUGCCCUCUACAUAAUCUAGGGAAAAGCCAGGCUGUGGGAGACUCUAAUGUUUCAUCAGAUGAAGUCUUCACAACAUCACCCCCUAUUGACCCAACCUUCCUCCCGCCACAACCCUUACGGGGAAAAUAAGCGGAACCAGCACACAGAUGUAAUGUUGUUUGAAACCAUUUGCCUCGCCCCUCCUGGAUUACAGAAGGGUGUCCUCCAGUACAACAACCAGGGAUAUCCACUGGCACCAUGUUCUGCGAUGGCUAAUCGGGGUCACGUUUGGCAAAGACGCUUGUAAGUGCGAAAUGCACAAUGUAGUAAUGCGUGCACAUUGGAUUUGCUUCCAUUAGAAUUCAGCAAUACAGAGGGCAAAUUUCCACCUGUUUGGCCAUGAGACAGUUUUAUUGGGCUGCACCAAUUUUUCCACUACGAUGAAGACUUCAAAACGUUCACAUACAAAUUUAUUCAUCAGAACACCAACCAAUACCUUCAUUUUGCCUCAUUUUUAUUGCACACAGAAUCCUCUGCAGGAUUGUCAACACUGUUUGAAUACUUUUUUGUAAACACAGGUUCCAUCACAUGACCCAGUCCCUCCCACUGGCCCGUCCACCCCUCCAAGAUGUAUAUAAUUAGCUGCCAAUCUCCUCUGUUCAUCAAGGCAAGCUGCCUCUAUUCAACCAAUUGGGAAGCAAAUAGAUCAUUUGUUACCUGAUUGGCUAUUUAUCCCAUCUCCUUAAGGACAAAAAUGUUGAAAAAAAAAGCACACUCUCGCUAAAUGCAUUCCAUGAUUUGCUUGUAGACGUUUGUUCAUGAUUAAUAUGAAACUGCUGGAGACUCCUAGAUGGUUUUUAAAUAACUAAUCUGUUGAACUACACACCAAAGGACCAGUGGAUGGUUUUCCUCUUGUGAAACAGGUCAGUGCCUGCACAGAUAAUCUCAUUUUGUGCUUUAACCAGUUUUCAGGAAAGUUAUGCUCUGUGUCAGCUACUUUUUAGGCAGUGUUAGAUAUUGAUACCAAACUACAGAGCACUCUAAACCAUUGUGGAAGGAGAGACAUAAAUACAUUCAUUUAAAUGUGUCAACACCCUCUGUUCCUUUCUUACUUAUACCUGGAGUUAUAGAGUAAUACAUCACGGAAACAGGUCCUUUGGGCCAACUCAUCCAUGCCAACCAAGAUGCCCAUCUAAGCUAGUCCCAUUUGCCCACGUUUGGUCCACGUCCCUCUAAAUCUUUCCAUGUACCAGUACAAAAUGUUGUCACUGUACCUGCCUCAACCACUCCCUCUGGCAGCUCGUUCCAUAUACACACCACCCUCUGCAUGAUGAAUUUGCCCCUCGGGUCCCUUUUAAAUCUUUCCCUCCUUGCCUUAAACCUAUGCCCUCUAGUCUUUGAUUCCCUUUCCCUGGGAAAACAACUGUGUGCAUUUUGUUCCAUCUGUGCCCCUCAUGAAAUUAUGCACCUCUAUAAAGGUCACCCUUCAGCCUCUGACACUCCAAGGAAUGAAGUUCUAACCUGCCCAACCUCUCCCUAUAACUCAGGCUCUUGAGUCCUGGCAACAUUCUCAUAAAUCUUUUCUGUACUCUUUCCAGCUUAAUGAUGUCCUUUCCUAUAACAGGGCGACCAGAACUGUGCACAAUACCUGUGUAGGUUUUUUAAAAAUCCAUGAAUGCUAUUUGAUUCAACUUCUCACUACGAUACUGAGCUCUGCCUUCUCUCUGUUCUCUGGGUAAAAACGUUCCUCCUGAAUUCCGUUUUGGAUUUGUCAGCAACUGUCUUACAAACCUCUGCCAUUCAGUAAGGAUAUCGCUGCUCUGAUCUUGGCUUCGCUCCACUUUCCUACCAAUUCCCCUUAAUAUUCAAUUCCCCCAUAAUCCUAAAAUCUAUCUCAAUCUUAAAUAUAUUUCAAUGUUUCUUACAUAUUUUGGAGGCUUCUGGUGCUACCUACAAGUGAAGCCAUCUCUAGGUCCACUAUGGUCACACCUAUUAGAAUUUUGAACUUCACCCAUCAGUCUUCUGAAGAUAGGUAGACCAUCUAUUUCUCCACAAGUCAUGAAGAGGUUGGUUGUUGGAUGACGUUCCAGUAUUGUUAUUGAACACAAAAUUAGGAGCCCCGGGGUUGACAAUGACUGUUAUAUGGUUGGACCUAGACAUAGUGAACCUCCAGUUGUCAAAUGUUGUGUUGAAUCGCAAUUGAUUACACCUCCCCAGUACACUCCACCCAAGAAAUGUUGGAAUAAGUACAAGGAGUAUGAAUAGGGUGGAUGGUGGGUUUGAGGGGAAAUGAGCCGAGCUCGACAUUCAUGUCGGUCAGUAGGUCCAUUGGCUACUGGUGGUGAGUGGCAGGCGAAUCAGGGUGGAGUUUCUGGGCACGUGAGGGAGAAGUGUUUGCAGGGAAGUACGUGGAGGAAUGAGAUAAUAGGAAUUCCCUA
This is a messenger RNA of Pristis pectinata (smalltooth sawfish), 6942 nucleotides long. RefSeq names its product ADAM metallopeptidase with thrombospondin type 1 motif, 18 (gene adamts18). The record is from RefSeq and is a predicted model, not a curated record. Gene Ontology annotation, cellular component: extracellular matrix. Lineage: Eukaryota; Metazoa; Chordata; Chondrichthyes; Rhinopristiformes; Pristidae. Gene Ontology annotation, biological process: extracellular matrix organization; proteolysis. Gene Ontology annotation, molecular function: metalloendopeptidase activity.